UAAGGGUGUCCUCACCUUCAUCCCCUGUGACCCAUGGCACGCUGGGUCCCGGGCCCGCUCCUGGGAGGGGGGAUCUGGGUGCGGUAUCUCUGUAAGGUCUGUGCUCGAGUGGCCUCACCUCAGGUGAAAGAGGGGGGGAUGCGUCUCCUUGAGCUGCACCCUGAAUGCGCAGGUAUGCGUGUGCACACAUGCACACAUAGCCGUGUGUGCACAAAUGCACACAUACAUAUCCGUGUGCACACAUAUCCAUGCAUACCUAGGCUUGUAUCUUCACACACACUCACACGCAUCCAGGAAUAUGUAGACACACAGCCACGUACAUGACCAUGCAUUCACAGAAGCAUCUGUGUGUCAGCGAUGCACACACACACAUAUUCGUGUACCUGCAAGCACCAUGUGUGCACACCUACCCACACACGCAUGCACAGGUCACACGCGCUAUGCUCAUACAUGUAUGUGUGCGCACACACAUCCACACACGUCCAGUCACACAUACUGUGUGCUCACAUGUAGGAAUUUGUGUGCACAUACAAGCAUCCAGCACACAGGCGUGCCUGUCCACAUGUGCGCACACGUUCCUGCACACACCCACCCAUGCGCUGGCACACGUGUGCACACCCACACACGCACACGUGCCUGUGGCCUCGCUCACCCUCCCAGCUGCAGGCUGUAUCUCUGGUGCCCCAGCGCGGGCAGCUCUUCCAGGCGUCGGGCUGGCUUCCACCUCGCCUCCUCGGCCUCUGCGGGAGCCCUUUUGUCCCUGCCUGCCGUGGACUUGGGGCUCCGUCACAGGCCCUUCUCCAGGCUGGCAGCUCUGCCCCUCUAUCCUGCGCGCUCUCCUCUUCCUCCAAAACAUGAGGCUUGAGAUUCCUCCCCGGGAGGCCUGCCUGCUUUCCCCAGCUGGCUGGCGGGGAGCCCGCUUCACUGGGCUCCUGUGUGCCCCUCGGGGCAAACCAUCAUCAGACCUCAUCUCUGCCAUGGGCUCUUGCAGAUGGGCCACAUCUCUGUCCCUCUGCCUGGGGGCAGGCCUCACUCAGCUCGCGGUGGAAGCAUGCAGGAGGAAUGGGUGGUCCGAGGGGCCUGGUGACCUCCAUCCUCCCCAGCCACACUGGAUGCCGGUGGGGUCGCCCGUACGGGUGGCGGUCGGCGGAACACAGCAGCACUUCACCCAGAGCCAGACCCGGCCUCCCCGCCCGGCGGGCCCUUCUUGGCUCCAUUCUGUGGAGGUCCUGGAUUUACGCUCCUGCUUAUCCCCUUACCUUCUGUCUGGCAGCCCGAGAACCUCCUGCCUCCCAUGGCCUCUGUUUUCCCAUCUGUCAAGUGGGGCUAUUGACUGGAUGGUGUAAGGUCCGCGCCAGCUCCUCCCCAGCUGGGCCUCCAGCCCCUGGGAGUUUUGCUGUGUCUGCGGUCUUUGCCCUCAGCUGGUGCCUGCAGGGAGGGGGGAGGGGCCUUGCAUUCCGCUGGCUGGUGCGGGGCCAGGGGUGGGCCAGCCCGGCAUUCCAGUCUCGGACCUCAAGACUUGAUUUGUCCCCAACUGGUCUGAGGAUAUUGUAUCCCCAACUUUACUUGUAAUUUCAUUUUUAAAGCUGAGGCAGGGGGAAAAAGGCAGCUUGCUUCCUCUCCCCGCCUCUCCUCGAAGAAUUCCAGAACCGCUUUGUCUUGUCAGAACGCGGCCGGGAUCUGCAUGCACUAACUCCACUGCGAUAUCGAUCACAGUGAUGGACUUGGCACCGCUGAGCUCCUCCAGGGCUGGCAUGGGGCCCUCUGGGGGAAGAACGGCUUUGGGGACCGUCUUGGACUUGCAGGGAGUGUAAUAGAUUCAGGCUGCGAGUCGGCAUGCUUGUGGAGCGUCUGCUCUGCGCCUCGCUCAGCCCGGGGCCUGCUGGGGCUCAAGCUAACAUCCACCCAUCACACGGGGGCCUGCUCAGGGCUCCCCUCUGCCCGCCGCUCCGGGCUGACCGGUCCUCUGUCCCGGGCCUUGCUGCUGCCCAGACGCCAGAGCCUGGCGAUCGGGGCCCUCCGUGGCCUGGCCUUGAUCUGGACUCUGGGCUUGAGCUGACCAGGCAUCGCCUUGUGAACAUCCCUGUCUGAGCCCGUGAAUGGGGACUAUGGAGCCCCCCACCCCCCGCAGCAGGCGAGCAGGUUCUCCGGAAAGAUGCACACAGAGCUCUCAGCCCUGGGUGCCCGGGCAGCGCCUGUCUCUGCUGGUGUUCCCUGGGCCUGGAGCACCCGCCCCCGCCUGUCACCCACCUGGGCAGGUGGGAGGCACAGCGCCACGCCCCCUCAGCACUGGGGUGGGGGGGCUCCUCCUCGGAGUCCCCCACAGGGUCCCUGGCCCACGGCAGCCACAGGGCCCCUUGGCAGCUCCGGGGGUCAUGUCCUUGGUAAGCGUCACCUGCAGCUUCCCCUCCGGCCCCUCCUGUUCUUCAGCUCCUGCCCGUCAGCGCUCACGAGCCGCCACCCUUCGGCCAGGUCCUGUCCUGAUCAGCCCCUGGGUGAUGGGCCCCCCUCACCCUCCUCGCAUCCCCCUCACGGCUCCCAAGUCGUUCCUGACUCUUCCUGAUGCCAUG
Molecule: messenger RNA, 2570 nt
Organism: Cervus elaphus (red deer)
Lineage: Eukaryota; Metazoa; Chordata; Mammalia; Artiodactyla; Cervidae
Exons: 2
Coding region: 321-1346 (341 amino acids)
Source: RefSeq, a predicted model, not a curated record